AUGCACAUGCUUCGCUUGGUUGUUUCUGGGCUUGGUUUUGUGGCAUGCACGACUGCGCGCAACAUCUUCAGCCUGCAGCUGGACCGUCAAGGAACUCAUCUACUGCCCCUUACUCACGGAGAUGCUCCCGAUCAGAAGCUUGUCGAGCGUGGUUCUAGUCCUCGCUGUGGCCCUGAUCAUGGCAAGUGCCCUGAGGGUAAAUGCUGCUCAACUGCUGGUUAUUGCGGGGACACCAAGAACCACUGCAGCUCUCCUGACUGUCAGAUCGAUUUCGGUAAUUGCGACGCUCACACAACUCCAGGAGGCCCUCCUACAGACAAGAUUCCUCGGCCUCAUAUAGGCAACGUUCCCUAUGGCCCGAAAUUCAUUCGUUCGUGUACCACUCCAGGAACGAUUGCCCUGACCUUUGAUGACGGCCCCAAGGAAUACACUCAGGACCUUCUUGACCUUCUUGACAAGUAUGAAGCAAAAGUCACAUUCUUCGUUACAGGAAACAACAAUGCCAAGGGUGAGAUUGACAGUCCUGGGAUGCCUUGGGCAUCUUUGAUUCAACGCAUGUACCGCAGUGGCCACCAAGUUGCCAGCCAUACUUGGUCACACCAAGAUCUUAGUAAAGUCACGCAAGACCAGCGCCGGGUUCAGCUGCUGUGGAACGAAGUCGCCCUACGCAAUAUUCUAGGGACAAUCCCCACUUACAUGCGCCCACCGUACUCCAGCUGUACCGCGGAGUCCGGCUGUCUGGAAGAUCUUGGCUCGCUUGGGUAUCAUGUCAUCCUGUACGACAUCGACACAGAAGAUUACAGUCAUGAUAGCCCGGCUCUGAUCCAACAAUCCAAGGACAUUUUCGAUCGCAACUUGGCCUCUCGGACGGAUUUUGAUAGGCCUUGGCUCGUCAUCGCUCACGAUGUCCAUGAACAAACGGUCCACAACCUCACCGAGUACAUGUUGCAAAAGCUUAUUGCAGAGGGCUAUCGCGCCGUGACGGUUGGCGAGUGCCUAGGAGAUCCCCCUGAGCUCUGGUAUCGUAAGGACGAGGCCUUCGACGAUCGACAAACGCGAAAGUCUAAAUCCAAGAAUCCUGUUGCCAAGACUGUAUCAGUUGACGGCAUGUGUGGUGGGAACAUCACCUGUCUCGGGUCGCGGUUUGGACCUUGCUGCAGUGGCACUGGCUUUUGUGGCAGCAUGUCUACAUUUUGCGGCGCCGGAUGUCGACCUGAUAAUGGUAAUUGUGGCGACAAUGCUGGUACCGUCAAAGGUGGCGGUCCCAAUGCUGGCUCUGGUAAACCUACGAAGCCGGCGAAGUCCGAAGGAAAGUCGUUGCAGCUAAGCUCAUCGGUGGCAAUUGUGAUAUUGUUAUUCCUCGUGGUGUUGAUGGAUUAG
Messenger RNA from Aspergillus niger, 1380 nucleotides. RefSeq lists its product as uncharacterized. Gene Ontology annotation, biological process: carbohydrate metabolic process. Bases 1 to 1380 code for a protein of 459 amino acids. The transcript has 2 exons. The record is from RefSeq and is a predicted model, not a curated record. Lineage: Eukaryota; Fungi; Ascomycota; Eurotiomycetes; Eurotiales; Aspergillaceae. Gene Ontology annotation, molecular function: chitin binding; hydrolase activity, acting on carbon-nitrogen (but not peptide) bonds.